CAGAGCAGAUUUCUAUCACACUUCAAACCUUGAAGAUUACAGGCUUUCAUCCCAACAGAAGCUCUUCCAUCUCUGAACUAUGCAGACUCUGGUGACUCUUGUGCUGCUGACCUGCUUCAUGCUUCACUGCUCUGCCGGUCCGGUUGCACCAUCAGCUUCACGAGUGGGAUGUUGUCUCGGCUUCAAUCAAACAAAGAUUCCGAGAGCUGCUGUGAAACACAUGGCGAUGACCUUGAGUGACUGUCCAUCCAAAGCAAUUGUGAUCACAACGGUGUGUGGCGCGAACUUCUGUAUUGAUCCGAACUGGAAAUUUGCGAAGAAACAAUUUGCACUAUUCCAGAACUCCCCUUCUAGAAAUGGUUUCAAUAGCAAAAAAUGUAGAAAAUAGAAGACAGUGAGAAAGUUGAUCCUUGUUGUUUAACUCCCAUUGUGAGCCAGAGUCU
Molecule: messenger RNA, 443 nt
Organism: Eleginops maclovinus (Patagonian blennie)
Lineage: Eukaryota; Metazoa; Chordata; Actinopteri; Perciformes; Eleginopidae
Product: C-C motif chemokine 18-like
Exons: 3
Coding region: 80-388 (102 amino acids)
Biological process (GO): immune response
Cellular component (GO): extracellular region
Molecular function (GO): chemokine activity
Source: RefSeq, a predicted model, not a curated record